Mucor velutinosus is the source of this 696-nucleotide messenger RNA. RefSeq lists its product as uncharacterized. Gene Ontology annotation, biological process: negative regulation of transcription by RNA polymerase II; mitochondria-nucleus signaling pathway; regulation of nitrogen utilization. The transcript has 2 exons. The record is from RefSeq and is a predicted model, not a curated record. NCBI's taxonomy places the organism in Eukaryota, Fungi, Mucoromycota, Mucoromycetes, Mucorales, Mucoraceae. Gene Ontology annotation, cellular component: cytoplasm. Bases 1 to 696 code for a protein of 231 amino acids.
AUGAGCUUGAUAUUGAACGAUAUUCACUUGCCAUUAUUGAUCAAGACCACACUAUCAGAGAAUAAUCAAUACAAGGCAUUACCUUGGAACAAUCUCGAUCAGCUGUCCAGUUUAUGGGCUGUGUUCACUAAAUACAAGCGCAAUAUUCAAGAUGGAUUUCGCUUAGAAAACUUGUCUUGGAGAUUAUGGUAUCGACAAUCUGUGCUACAAAAGAAAGUGCAACCAAAAACCUCGGAGGAUAUUGACUUUUCGACAGCAAGCGCAUCAACAGGCAAUAAACAUUUGACUCGAGCUCGCUCCCUGCCUGAUCUCUCACAGUGGUUGCAACAAAGACAGUUUUUGGAGGCAUCAGAUCAUGAUGUAAAUGUGAAACAAAAGUUUUUCAUCUCGGCAAAAGACGAAAUUCAUUUCAAUGAGGAUGAGGAUGAGGAUGAGGAUGAGGAUGAGGAUGAAGACGAGGACGAGGACGAGGACGAACUUGAGGAAGAGCCUGAGCAACUCAUGUUCACCAAAAAGAAGACCCGAUUCAAUAGUUUCUCGAGCACAGCAAGCUCUGCCUUAUCAAAACCUGUAUCAUUGCUUACCGAUAUGCUUCAACGCACCGAAUCCAACGUAUCUCUUGUGACGAAUUCCGGAUUACGCCGAUGCCAGUCCAAGUAUUGUCGAUUAGAUCAGUUCUUCUUGAAUGCAGCAUGA